GCGCUGUUCAUUCUGUGUUUGCAACAAUGGCGUCCAGACAUCUGCUUGUGUUUGUCCUUGCGUGUGUCAGCAUCAGUGAGGCCUACUUCCUUGGAAUGAGAGAGCGUAAGUCCUGGGGGGAUGACGAUAAAUCAGCAGUAGAACCUAGGAGACCCCACUCGUGGGAGUCUACUCGACGAGCUGAUGUGCUCCAACCUUCAGUCGACCAACUGUCCUGGAGGUUUCCACAAGAUCCAGUGGAUGUAGUGAAAGAGACCCCUGUUGACUUUGAACUGGCACAACCAGCGACUGCUGAUCGUGUUGCUGUGAGGUGUGGGGAAAGCCGGAUCCAGGUGGAAGUGAGCCAGGACUUGCUAGGCUUGGGCAAGUUGAUAAACCCAGAGGAUAUCACCCUUGGUGGUUGUCCAGCCACUGAGGUCGACAGCUGGUCUAAUGUUCUGGUCUUUGACUAUGAGCUGCACAACUGUGGCAGCAUGCGAGUGAUGACAGAGAACACCUUAGUUUAUGCUUUUACUCUGAUCUACAACCCUGACGAGUCUGACGGUCGCAUCACAAGGAGCCAGGCUGUCGUAAUUGGAGUGGAGUGCCACUACCAGAGCUGAGUCAAGUGGUGUUGGCCUGCGCAGACCCACUUUAGUUUACUGUCCAGAAAUGCACUGUUAACAAGUGAACAAUAAAGGUAUCGCUGUCCCAGCACACUGGCUCUUGUUCUAUUCCUCUAAACUCACCAAGGCACAAAGCCAUUGCUGAUUCUCAUCAAUGACUCCUCACAGAAUAUGGUACAAUACCUGACUCGUGUGCUAAGUAACUGUAGUACACUAUCUGGUAAUUUGGCUUGCAAGUCCUGUACCCCAG
Pungitius pungitius (ninespine stickleback) is the source of this 855-nucleotide messenger RNA. RefSeq names its product zona pellucida sperm-binding protein 3-like. Bases 27 to 602 code for a protein of 191 amino acids. The record is from RefSeq and is a predicted model, not a curated record. The transcript is spliced from 2 exons. NCBI's taxonomy places the organism in Eukaryota, Metazoa, Chordata, Actinopteri, Perciformes, Gasterosteidae.